Orycteropus afer afer is the source of this 4066-nucleotide messenger RNA. RefSeq names its product protein phosphatase 2 regulatory subunit B''alpha (gene PPP2R3A). The record is from RefSeq and is a predicted model, not a curated record. Gene Ontology annotation, molecular function: calcium ion binding; protein phosphatase regulator activity. Gene Ontology annotation, cellular component: protein phosphatase type 2A complex. NCBI's taxonomy places the organism in Eukaryota, Metazoa, Chordata, Mammalia, Tubulidentata, Orycteropodidae. Gene Ontology annotation, biological process: protein dephosphorylation.
GGCCAGCCCGCGGCUGGGCGGGGCGCGUUUGGGCCUCGGCUCCUCACGCGCCGCACUCGCAGCUCCAGAGCCCGCGUCGCGGCAAGUCCUGGCGGCGAGUCCCGCCCGCCAGUCAAGGCAGCAGCAGGAGGAGGAGCCGUGGGCGCCGAGGUUUCUCUAUCAAUCACAGAAAAAUGGAUCAUUUAAACCUUUGGAGGAAUUCAUUAUCACAGUACUUCUAUACUACCAACUAAGAUUCAUGGCAGCAAAUUCAUGAUAAUAAAUUUCUACUUUAUAUUAUGGAAUUGCUGAAGACCUAAACAAUGAUAUUCUGUCACAAAAAUAAUCUAUAGUAUCAUGAUUUUGCUAGAUAAAACUAAAAACCACAAUUAAUAUUCUACUUUAAAUUAUUAGACUUGCUAAUACAAACACACAUGUGCAACAGCUACUGUAUUAUGACAGUUACGCAACCUCAGAUUUAGAUGGUUUCUUUUGUGGAAAAAGUCAUUUUAUUUGCAAGAAUCCACUGAACAUUGUCAGAUAUAUUUUCAGCUAAGUGUCAUUAGGAAAAUUUACUUGAAACUGGAGUUCUAGAAAAUUCCAAGUUCUGCCACUAAGUGGAUUUGAUAUUAUGGCAGCAACUUACAGACUUGUGGUCAGUAGUGUGAACCACUACAGCAGUGUGGUGAUAGACCGGCGUUUUGAGCAGGCUAUACAUUAUUGCACUGGAACCUGCCACACUUUCAUGCAUGGAGUUGACUGCGUGGUGGUACAUCAUAGUGUUUGUGCAGACCUCUUACAUAUCCCUGUGUCUCAGUUCAAAGAUGUGGAUCUGAACUCAAUGUUUCUACCCCACGAAAAUGGGCUUUCCUCAGCUGAAAGUGACUAUCCCCAUCAAGCCCUCACAGGUAUACCCAGGAUCAAGAAAGGAUCUGCAAUUCAGAAUACUUGUAACUUAAAGGACAUUGCAGGGGAAGCAAUCAGUUUUGCCAGUGGGAAAAUAAAAGAAUUUUCCUUUGAAAAACUUAAAAACUCUAACCAUGCAGCUUAUAAAAAGGGAAGGAAAGUUAAGUCUGACUCAUUUAAUAGGAGGUCAGUUGAUUUUGACUUGCUCUGUAGUCAUUAUAACAAUGAUGGAAACUCCCCAUCCUUUGGUUUACUCCGGAGUUCCUCAAUGGAGGAAAAAUCUUUGUCUCAUAGAAACUCACUUGAUCUGAACCUGACUUCCAUGCUUCUUCAAAAUUUCUCUGAAGAAGACCUGGUUACUCAGAUUUUGGAAAAACAUAAAAUAGAUAACUUUUCUUCUGGGACAGACAUAAAGAUGUGCUUAGACAUUUUGCUGAAAUGUUCUGAAGAUUUGAAAAAAUGCACAGACAUCAUAAAACAAUGCAUAAAGAAAAAGUCAGGAAGUAGCAUCAAUGAAGGAAGUGGUUAUGAUGCGAUUUCUAGCUCUGAAACUGUCUAUAUGAAUGUAAUGAGCAGAUUAGCAUCCUAUCUGAAAAAGUUACCAUUUGAAUUAGUGCAGUCUGGACAUAAUGAGGCUAUAGAUUUAACAGAACUGGUCAGUAAUAUGCCGAGUUUACAACUGACACCCUUCUCCCCAAUAUAUGGCACUGAGCAGCCCCCUAAAUAUGAAGAUGUUGUCCAGCUCUCAGCUGCUGAGUCUGGGCAGUUUCAAGUUACUGAAUUGCAAAAUGACAAGCACAGUUCUAGGAAAACGGACAAUGUAAAAUCCAUUCUAAAUGAUUCUACAAAUUCCUUAUAUAACUUUGAGGUAAAUGAUCCCAGAACUCUAAAAGCUGUCCAGCUUCAGUCGCAGACGUUAACCAUGAACCCUUUAGAAAAUGUUUCUUCUGGUGACUUAAUGGAGACUCUUUAUAUUGAAGAAGAAUCAGAUGGAAAGAAAGCAUUAGAUAAAGGCCAAAAGACAAAGAAUGGACCCAGUCAGGAAUUGGUAAAGGUAAAUCAAGAUAGAGCAGAAUUUUCAGACCACGGUACUCAUCUUAAAAAAUGUUCUGCCUCAAUGCAAAAUGAAAUUGAUAAGAUAUUUGAGAAACCAGUUGUUAAUCUACCUGAAGAAGACCUUAAAUCAAAAGUUCCUAAAGCUAAAGAGGGAGACCACAGAGAUUUUAUGAAUCCUAACAGUCAGGAAGAGAUAGAUAAAUUGUUAAUGGAUUUAGAAUCUUUUUCACAAAAAAUGGAGACCUCUCUAAGAGAGCCACUUGCUAAGGGUAAAAACUCAAAUUCUCUAAAUAGUCAUAGUCAGUUGACUGGUCAGAUCUCUGUAGAUCUUGAGCCUAAAUCUAAAGCCUCUUCACCUUCAGAAAAAGUUACACCUUCCUGUCUAACAAGGAUCAUUGAAACUAAUGGACACAAAAUAGAGGAAGAGGAUCGAGCCCUCUUACUGCGAAUUCUAGAAAGCAUUGAAGACUUUGCUCAAGAACUAGUUGAAUGCAAAUCAGUCAGAGGGAGCCUAUCACAGGAAAAGGAAAUGAUGCAGAUUCUACAGGAGACCUUAACACCUUCCUCCCAGGCCAAUUUAUCCAUCUGUAGAGGUCCUAUUGGUGAUAAAGCCAAAGACACGACUUCAGUGGUUUUGAUUCAGCAGACUCCAGAGGUGAUUAAGAUUCAAAAUAAAACAGAAAAGAAACCUGGAACACCACUUCCACCUCCAGCUACCUUUCCAAGCAGUCCCCAACCUCUCUCCCCUGUUCCUCAUGUGAAUAAUGUUGUGAACGCACCAUUGUCCAUAAACAUUCCACGGUUCUACUUUCCUGAAGGACUCCCAGACACCUGUAGUAAUCAUGAACAAACUCUGACCAGAAUUGAAACAGCUUUCAUGGAUAUUGAAGAUCAGAAAGCAGACAUAUAUGAAAUGGGCAAGAUUGCAAAGGUCUGUGGCUGUCCUCUUUAUUGGAAAGCCCCCGUGUUUAGGGCUGCAGGGGGAGAAAGGACAGGAUUUGUGUCAGCACAGUCAUUCCUUGAAAUGUGGAGAAAGUUACUGAAUAACCAUCAUGAUGAUGCCUCUAAGUUCAUCUAUCUUCUAGCAAAACCUAGCUGCAGCUAUCUAGAACAGGAGGAUUUCAUCCCUUUACUUCAGGAUGUGGUGGAUACCCACCCUGGCCUUACGUUCUUGAAAGAUGCUCCAGAAUUCCACUCUCGCUACAUCACCACGGUUAUUCAGAGAAUAUUCUACACAGUCAACAGAUCAUGGAGUGGAAAAAUCACUUCUACAGAGAUAAGAAAAAGCAACUUUUUGCAAACUCUAGCCCUUUUGGAAGAAGAGGAAGAUAUAAACCAAAUCACAGAUUACUUCUCCUAUGAACAUUUCUAUGUUAUUUAUUGUAAAUUCUGGGAGCUAGAUAGUGAUCAUGACCUCUACAUCAGCCAGACCGAUCUAUCUCGAUACAAUGAUCAGGCUUCAUCAAGCAGGAUUAUUGAAAGGAUAUUCUCUGGGGCAGUAACAAGGGGAAAAACAGUACAAAAAGAGGGAAGAAUGAGCUAUGCAGAUUUUGUUUGGUUUUUGAUCUCUGAGGAAGACAAAAGAAACCCCACCAGCAUUGAGUAUUGGUUCCGCUGCAUGGACAUGGAUGGGGAUGGUGUACUCUCCAUGUACGAGCUGGAAUACUUCUACGAGGAGCAGUGUGAGCGGAUGGAAGCCAUGGGCAUUGAGCCCCUGCCAUUCCAUGAUUUGCUUUGCCAGAUGCUUGAUCUGGUGAAGCCAGCCAGUGAUGGCAAAAUAACUCUCCAUGAUCUGAAGAGAUGCCGGAUGGCCCACAUCUUUUAUGACACUUUCUUUAAUCUGGAGAAAUAUUUAGACCAUGAACAGAGAGAUCCCUUUGCAGUCCAGAAGGAUGUGGACAGUGAGGGGCCUGAGCCCUCUGACUGGGACAGGUUUGCUGCUGAGGAGUACGAGACUCUCGUUGCGGAGGAGUCUGCCCAAGCUCAGUUCCAGGAAGGCUCCUUUGAAGAUUAUGAGACAGAUGAACCUGUCCCUCCCUCUGAAUUUGGAAACAAAGGCAAUAAAACAGUAACCUCAAACCUUUCAGAGAAAUGUGGAAAGCUUCAGUCAGUGGAUGAAGAGUAG